UCGUCUUACGAAAGGGAAUGACUCUCUCACCAUAAAAUCACUAAUAUCAUCAAAUUUCAAUCAUCUGUCAUCAAAUAGACAAUAUAUAUCAAUCAGAACUAAGAAAGAGAUGUAAAGAAGCUUGACAGUAAUUAUUGUUUUGGUGCCAUUUCUGCAUUAGAAGGGUUUUUUCGAAAUCUUCUUGGAAUCUGUAACGGCAAAACACUGUCGCCAUUGACAGCAGGAUGGAUGAACGAAAGGUAGUGAUUCUUUAUGGUAGCCAGACAGGCACUGCCCAAGAUGUUGCUGAAAGACUGGCAAGGGAGGCAAAACAACGACAUUUUUCCAUUUUCCUAUCUGACCUUGAUAGUUAUCCUGUGGCACAGCUGAUUCAUGAGAAGUUAGUGGUGUUUGUGUGUUCUACAACUGGCCAAGGCGACCCACCUGAUAAUAUGAAGAUUUUCUGGAGGUUCAUUCUACGGAAGAAUUUACCAUUGAACUCCUUGAAGACUCUGCAGUUUGCUGUCUUAGGGCUUGGCGACUCAUCCUAUCAGAAAUUCAACUUUAUUGCCAAAAUAUUACAUAAACGCUUGCGCCAGUUGGGUGGAUCCGCCAUUUUGAAUCCUGCACUUAGUGAUGAACAGCAUGACUUAGGCCAAGAUGCCAUAAUCGACCCGUGGUUACAAAGUUUCUGGGCGGACAUUCUUGAAAAGUAUCCAUUACCUCUCGGGAAGCAAAUAAUAAGUGGCAAUAUCUUACCUGCUGCAAGAUACAGGGUUGAAUAUUUGGACAGCACAGCUGAACUACCAACAAGUCAAAGGAUUCAAAACCAGAAUCAAGUACCGAACAGAACUUGUCCGCACCAUGCUAAACUCCUAUCAAAUGCUCGCAUGACUGCUUCAGAUCACUUCCAGGAUGUUCGGCUAAUUAGGCUGGAUAUUGACGGAUCAAACAUGAGCCACAGCCCUGGUGAUGUCCUCAUGAUCCACCCAAAAAAUCAGCCCGACACCGUCACAACAUUUCUGGAGAUGUUUAAUCUACAUUCUGAGAAAAUGUUUUUAUUGAAGCAAAAUGACCCAGACUACCCUUUACCACCGAAUUUACCCCAGCCAUGCUCGAUCCAAUACCUCGUAGAAAGUUAUCUCGAUAUCAACUGUAUACCUAGACGAUACUUCUUUGAACUUCUCUCACAUUUUGCCAAGGACAGUGAGCUGGAACGUUUCAAACUCAGAGAGUUUGCAUCAGCAGAGGGACAGCAAGAUUUGUUUUCAUACUGCAACCGAGUUCGUCGUACCACGCUCGAGACGCUUCAAGAUUUCCCUGGUGCUGCCAGCCUGGUGCCAAUCGACUAUCUCUUUGACCUCAUCCCAGCUAUGCAACCUAGGGCUUUCUCCAUUGCAAGUUCUCUCCUGGCUCAUCCGAACGAGGUUCAGAUUCUAAUGGCAGUAGUGGAGUACACUACCAAACUGCAGAAGCCAAGGAGAGGUGUGUGUUCUACAUGGAUGGCCAACCUUCAUCCCGAUACAGAUGACAUCCGCAUUCCUGUCUGGAUCAAGCGGGGGACAAUAACAUUCCCGACAAACCAUGACACUCCUGUGAUUAUGGUGGGCCCAGGCACUGGGCUUGCUCCGUUCAGAAGUUUCAUUCAAGAUCGUGUUUCCAGGGACCAUGGGGGUUUGGUGCUAUUCUUUGGCUGUCGGAGCGCCACCAAGGACUUCUAUUGCUCCUCAGAGUGGGAACCUUCGAUAGAUGGCGGCCUCCUCAGGGUGUUCACAGCAUUUUCUCGUGACCAAGAGGAGAAAAUCUACGUCCAGGACAGGAUACUCGAACAGGCUGGUCUCAUCUGGGAUCUGAUUGAGAAUCAAAAAGCUUGGUUCUUUGUUGCAGGCAAUGCCAAGAGGAUGCCAGAUGACGUGAAGGCAAUAAUGCAGCAAGUGAUCAUGAAAGAAGGAUCAAUGACUGAGGACGAAGCUGAGAGAUACGUCAAGGAUUUGGAAAAGACGAAACGAUAUCAGGUAGAGGCCUGGUCAUGAUACAGGACGAUUUCUCCGCAUGUUUUAGACUUUUGACACAGUUGUCUUCCGGGGAACCUUGUGUUAAAGGGGGACUAUAGGCAGGAGCAGAAGGGCUAAUUUGGCCAUCUUCAGGUGACUAAUAUACACAGUAAGGGUCCUGGGUCAUAUCAGAUUCAGCACUAAAUAUGUUGCUUGUACAAGCGUGAAUCAUUUCAACAUAUUGUUAGAUCAUUUCAACGUAUCGUGAGAUGUGAGAGACCCCUAUUGGCGACUUUCUGUAACUUUAUUUUGCCUGCCUAGCUGUUGCCAAUAUUGUCCCUUUAAGUGAUUUAUACAAUGCCUGUGCUUUUAUUUGGCUCAAGUAUACUAUGAUAAUAUUAUUAAAUAAUAAUUGUUUAAAAUAUGAAAUAAAAUUAU
This is a messenger RNA of Lineus longissimus, 2411 nucleotides long. Its product is annotated as NADPH-dependent diflavin oxidoreductase 1-like. The record is from RefSeq and is a predicted model, not a curated record. Gene Ontology annotation, molecular function: FMN binding; flavin adenine dinucleotide binding; NADPH-hemoprotein reductase activity. Bases 225 to 2012 code for a protein of 595 amino acids. The transcript has 14 exons. Gene Ontology annotation, cellular component: cytosol. Lineage: Eukaryota; Metazoa; Nemertea; Pilidiophora; Heteronemertea; Lineidae.